GAAAUGAUAAGCACCCUCUGUGUUUCUCUCGCUCUCUCUCGCUCUCUCUCUCGCUCUGUCUCUCUCUCUCUCUCUCGCUCUCUCUCUUCCUCUCACCUCUGAAAGUACCACUGUGAUCUGUCACUAGUCAGUGAACCGUGUAUGAGUAAUGAAGACUGUGUGAGUGAUCUAUGCCUGUACUGCUGGAUCAGAGAUGGCGGGUGUUUUAUGGAUGCUCUUUGCCGUUUCCUGUCCUUUGGUUCUCUCAGAGAGUGGAGAUUUUGACUGGUCAGAUGAAGUGACCUGCUGGUCGACUAUGACCCUCCGUCAGAGUAACCUCAUCUGUUCAGUCAACGAACCCCUCGAGGAGGACAACCUUUUGACACUCUGCAGAAUGGAGGGUUCAUUGAAAAGUUGUACCAGUGCUACUAAAAGACUACAAGACUUUAUUUUUGAGGAUUUGAUCCUAACAGCAAAAUAUCAGCUACUUAUAGGAAAUGAUGUUAUCAAUAAUGACAUCAACCUGUCAAAAAUGGGCAAGUCCAUCUAUAUAUCUAUCUAUCUUGCCGUGAAAAGGUUUUUACCCCCUUCCUGUAUUUUUUUGCAUAUUUUCAAAAUCCCAGCUCCUGAAAUGAAACUGGCCACUUACAUGGAAAGCACAGAUGAAGUUUUCAUAUGGUUUGAACACAUUCAUGAAUAUGUUAAAUACCCUGAAUUCCAAUUGGAAAUAUGGAGGGACAAAGAUACGAACAAGAUCAUCAUAAACAUUACAAAUAGGAAUUUCAGUAUGAGCAGGGAAAGCCUUGGAGAUGGUGUUUACUGGACACGUGUUCGAGCAAAACCGUGGGACUAUUUUGCUGGCGACUGGAGUGAGUGGAGUUCAAAUGCCAAUUUCACUAUAAAAAUUCCUUCCACAGAAAAGAAUUUCCCAAAGGUUGGUUUCAUCAUCACCUUCUUUGUCAUUCUGGGGCUCAUCAUCGGUUUGGGGACUUUACGAUGGAUGGCACACAUUAAAGACUACAUUACACCAAACAUCCCACACCCCAAGGCAACUCUUGCACAAAUGCAAAGGGGCCUUCCUUUCACUUUCAGUCCUGAGAUAUUCAGUGACGUCUUCAUACACCGUGUGGAUUACGUUGAUGAAAAGCCAUCUUCUCCUGAGCUUCAGGACGGCCUAGACGAGUGCUGCUACAGUCAAGCCAGUUCCUCUAGAACAUCCAUGAGUGAAAUGGACAUGAAAGCUGAUGAAUGUCUUCCAAGAGAGCAGUCCCACCUUAAAAUUAGACUGUUAGAUGAAUCCGAUUUUUUGAAAGCAAGCGAACAUGGCAGCUCUCAGAGCGCAACGGCAGCUCAACAGGAAUGUAAAGAUGAAGCCUAUGUCACUAUGUCCAGUCUCUUCAAAAUGCAGUGAAGAAACUGUCUCAAGUCAGUUCCAGUUCACUGGGGAUUUUACAAUCCAUUGGUUUGUAUAUGACAAAGAGUUAACUGAGAUUUUAUGACGCAUUUAAUAACCCAAUAAGCCUGUGACAUAUAUGAGGCGCUUUAACACAUCACUAGUCAUGUCCGGUUUGUUGCUCGGAUGCUAACCAAGUUUGUACAUAUAGCAGUCAUCCACAGGUUUCAUUUUCAACCAAGCAUCGUGCACAGCUGUGGUCUCCAUUUUGGUAGCCAAUUUCCUUCUGAAUGUUUCAGAAACACAGGCAUUAAGAGUGAUAAGAAAAGUCAUCACACAUAUACUCAGACCUCAUGUAACUGCUGCUAGCCUCAGUAUUCUCUGCCAGACCUCGCACACAACUUUCAAACCUAAUACAUAACAGUUCAAGUGGCACUUUUUCAAUUAACUGAGGAUUUAUUUAUAACAAUGGGAAAAAAAAUAUUUUCUGUGUAUAUUAAAAACAUCUGCUUGUUAU
This is a messenger RNA of Carassius carassius (crucian carp), 1889 nucleotides long. RefSeq names its product interleukin-7 receptor subunit alpha-like. The transcript is spliced from 8 exons. The record is from RefSeq and is a predicted model, not a curated record. NCBI's taxonomy places the organism in Eukaryota, Metazoa, Chordata, Actinopteri, Cypriniformes, Cyprinidae. The coding region runs from base 194 to 1390 and encodes 398 amino acids.